CAGUCGCAACAGUCGGCAGAGCAGCGAACGCGAACUACGAAUUUCACUCGAAAGCUUUUAUAGCAGCCAUACGGAUUAAAACAAGCGCGAAGCUGAAAAUUAUUAUCAUCAUGUGCUUUGGGUUGCUCUGGAUUUAAGCGUCGUGGCUGGAUGUGAAUACACGAACGGUACGUGCAGCCAGAAGCCAAGCUGACAGCCAGUGUGGCAUGCAAUAGCAUCAGCAGCCAGUAAAGUAACCGCAGCAGUAGUAACAACAAAAACAACAAUAUGUUAAGUAGAACCAACAGCAGCUUGAGCAAAAGCGCAAGCAGUCUUCGGAGCAUAUUAAAUUCAAGCACUCAGCGCAACAGUCAUUGCAGCCUCUUGUUGUGGCUUGUGCUGGCAACGGGUGUCAGUGCAACACUUGCAACAAAGCGCAGCUACAGUCAGCCGCUGACAACGUUGGUGGGUGGCGUGGCACGUCGAGAUGACAACACAUUCCAGCCCAUGGUGCCGACUGACAUCAGUCCGGACUUUAUUUCACGCAAUGUUUUUACUAAAACGGGCAACUAUCGCGUGUUCGAGCCCGUCGAGAGCCAAAGUGACCUGCGUUUGGCUGUUGCCAUGACGCGCAAUGAUUACAAGCAAAGGGCAGAGCCCAAUCCAACCAUAAAAGCAAGCAAAAAGUCAACAACAACUGCAACUACAACUACAACUACAACAGCAGCAACACCCAUCUCCACAAUUGCAACUACAACAACAACAGCACUCAGCUCUACAAUUGCAAUUACAACAGCAGAACCAACAAUCAGCAAUCAAGCAAGCAGCAAAGUCGAGGCUGCAGGUCAGCGAAAUGUCAGCUCGACCAGUGCGCUCGACAACGAGCUGCACGGACUGGAGGAUUUGCUGUUCGAGUACGUUGAGCAGUUUUUUACGCAGGGCAAAUAUGAGCCCAUGCCGGGUCUAGUGCUGGCGCUGCAAAAAAAUCACACUAAUCUGACUUUGGCAAAUGGAGAACGACAGCGCCAUGUGCGCAGCAUAAUGGAAGACGCCAAUGUUGAAGUGAACUUGCCGCGAGCGCUGCAAAGUGCGCGUCUAUUAUUUUUUGCCGGACUUAAGAAGAUUAUGUGGCCCAUUUAUAUGGGACUGCAGGUGCUGAAGAGUUUGCUGUUCGCCCUCUUUCUGCCCACCAUAAUAGGCAGCGUAAGUCGACUCAUAGGCAAAGGCAUUACCUCGGGCUCGGCCAGCUCAGUGCCAUUGUUCAUACGCCCCAUGGAGCCGCCACAGGAGCUGGACUUUCGAGAUAAUAGCGUCAACUUUGAUGACGACAACAAGUUCAGCAUGGCCGACGAUGUCAAAGCCAAUGCGGGCUACGAAUACAAUGCAGAGGCUUCGCAGCAACAGGCGCAGUAUGCGCCCUACAGUCCCAACUCUUUGACUCAGCAGACGCUGUCGCGAUAUGGCGGCCAGCAAAUGCAGGACACGUAUCUGAAUGCGCUGCAGAGCAUAGGAGCAGCUUCGUUUAAGAACUCACAGGGCCUGUCGGCGGGCAGCUCUGGCGGCAUGGCUGCGCCUGGCAUGAACCGCAAGCCAGCGUCACCAGCUAAUAUGAACACGUUCCAGACGUUCCAAAAGGUACCCAGCUCUUCGCUGCUGCUCUCCAACUACGAUCCCUUCUACAGUCCGCUGCUGUCCAGGCUGGAUUCGGUGUUUGCGCAGCUCAAGCUCAAGUCGGACAACGAGAGCUGUCGCGAGAAGCUCAUUUGCCUGAUGUAUGCCAACCCCGCCAAGUAUGCUCCAUACAGCAAUUUGGUGUCAGCGCAGCUUAGUCGUGAGCUGAACGAGCUGCGCAAGCCCACCUCUGAUAAUCCGGACAUCCUGCGCUUCUUCAAGUACAUGCGUGCGGCCAAGGAUGGCCAGGACGGCGUCGACUGCGAGCAGUCGUUCAGCAAGUGCACGGAAUUCAAGGAUUUCGAGAAUCCUGCGAUGCUCUCCACCUACAACGAUAUCAACAAACUGGUGCAGGCACGCAAAAUGGCGUAGGGUGCACACACAAGUCUCUUGCAAGUCACGUCAGCUGUUAAGCUGUAAUUAUGCAAAUUAAACUUAAGAUAGCGUAGCCAUAAAUAUACGCAUACAUUUAUAUAUAUAUAUAAAUGUGCGCCAGUCGUCGCAACAGGCGUCCGGCGUUGGCGUUAACGUGGGCGUGGGCGUUGGUUUAUUGCACUUUGGGGGGUUUUCAUUAGUGGGCUGUAAAUAGAAAAUGAUAUGAAUGUGUCUAGUGCUAGUUUAAUAAACGCGCAAAUAAUUUGCGCUGUUAUGUUAGCCAUUUAGCUUGAGUUAUUUCUGUGUAAUAGUUUAUAGUUAAGUGCUU
Molecule: messenger RNA, 2353 nt
Organism: Drosophila busckii
Lineage: Eukaryota; Metazoa; Arthropoda; Insecta; Diptera; Drosophilidae
Gene: Osi24
Exons: 6
Coding region: 268-2022 (584 amino acids)
Source: RefSeq, a predicted model, not a curated record